Messenger RNA from Astyanax mexicanus (Mexican tetra), 3434 nucleotides. RefSeq names its product rhomboid domain containing 3 (gene rhbdd3). Gene Ontology annotation, molecular function: serine-type endopeptidase activity; protein binding. The record is from RefSeq and is a predicted model, not a curated record. Gene Ontology annotation, cellular component: membrane. Lineage: Eukaryota; Metazoa; Chordata; Actinopteri; Characiformes; Acestrorhamphidae. The transcript has 5 exons. Bases 314 to 1423 code for a protein of 369 amino acids.
AGGUAGCACAAAUCGGCAUGACACCGGAAGUGAGGGCAAAAUACUGGUUACACUUGCGUGUCCGGUUUUUCGAAAUCGCUUUUAUUUUAAAGAAAAAAAAAAUUCUAAAACAAAAAAAGAUGUUUUGCGUAAUAUUUACAGCAUAUUUAAAGGUAUAAAUUUAAUUUUUACUUGUUUAUAUUCUCGUGUUUCUGAAUGGCAGGGUGUAUAUAGUGUAGUCAGAGUAUUAAAGAGGCUGUAAAUGAAUUAAAUUCUAUAAACUCUAUGUAUUAAUAAACAGCGGGGAAUCAGAUGAUCCCUGUCCGGAUCUGCGAUGCUGGAUCAUCUCCUCUCCUCAUGGUUCUGGUCCGGAUCUCCUCGCUCUGGGUUCUGUACUGGAACAGCUCUGUCUCUGAUACUGGUUCUGCUGGUCUGGGUUUGUGGGAUCCACACCAGCCUGAGUUUAGGACCAGGAGGAGAAUUCCCUGGAUUUUAUGAUUUUAUCUUCUACGCCUUCAGUCACGAGGAGUUCUUGUCUCUGGUGCACAGUCUCACCCUCCUGCUGUGUCUGGGACCAUCCCAGGAGAGACGAUGGGGUACGCUGGCGUUCCUCAGCCUGGCCCUGCUCUCCACAGUCCUGCUGCCGCCCAUCUACGCCCUGUUCCUGUUCGUGACGGGGGACGAGGCCAGCCGGGUGAGCGGGUACGCCGCCACGCAGCUCGCCCUGUUCACGGCUCAGUGCCGGCAGGCGCGGCAGCGGCGGGUGCUGAGGUACCUGCCGCUCUGGUCCCUGCCCUGGAUCUUAUUACUGAUGGACCUGUUCCUGCUGCCUGGCGCUCCGGGUCUGCUGCACUUCUACGCCAUAUGCCUCGGGCUCAACUACAGCUCUGAGUUUAUUGAAAUACUGCAGAGGAUAGAAGGUCUUGGGGUGUGUUCCUGUCUGCCAGCCUGGGCCUAUAUCUCAGUUACCCCCCACUCACAUGAUAACACCUUCCAACUACCAACCUACAUCUGCCCUGCACACAGGUCUGAACUCUAUGUAGAACCGUCUCAUAUGGGACCGGUCGCCUCCACCAGCAGGUCCCAGCUGGAGGAUCACUCCCUCCUGCAGCCCUGGAAACACUCCGGCGUCUCGGAUUGGCCCCCACAGCCCGCCCUGGCGACUGACGCGCAGCUAUUGGAGGAGCAGUUGCUAAGGGCGGGGAUUCUGGCGUCGCUGCAGGAUGCUCCUGAGGGCACAGCAGACAAGGUGGAGGUGCCCAAGUCCUCAGUUUCUUCACUGAGGCUGCAGCAGCUGGAGAAGAUGGGCUUCCCGAUGGAGAAGGCGGUGGUGGCUCUGGCAGCUACAGGGCAGCUGGAUGGAGCGAUCUCGCUGCUGAUCGAGGAUCAGAUCGGGGAGAAUGCUGUGGUGGUCUCUAAAGGGAAGAAGACCCCCACCACAUAACCAGAAACACUCAGAGCUUCAUCUGAGGGACUGCUGAUACACCCACAGCACUAAAUAUCACAUUAUACACGGUGGAAAAGCGUAAUAUAACCGGCACUGAGGUCUUUUUAAGAGUUUUUAAAGGGUGUUAAAGAGGCAUUCCAACAAAUGUUCAGAAUGUACACUUUUUCAGAGUGGGUUUGGUGUAAAACACUCAAUUCUUGGUAAGUUAGAGCUUCUUGCAGCUUGCAGAAAGUUAUUACACCAAAUGCUUACAAAUGCAGCCCUGGAAAAAUGUAUAGGUAUAAUAUGUUUGAGUAAAAUGAACAUUGUUGUUUUAUUCUAUAAACUACAGACAACAUUUCUCCCAAAUUCUAAAUAAAAAUAUUCUCAUUUAGAGCAUUUAUUUACAGAAAUUUUAAAAAUGGCUGAAAUUACAAUAUUUGGUGGAAUAAUCCUGGUUUUUAAUCACAGUUUUUUUAUGCAUCUUAGCAUCAUGUUCUCCUCCACCAGUCUUACACACUGCUUUUGGAUAACUUUAUGCUGCUUUACUCCUGGUGUAAAAAUUCAAGCAGUUCAGUUUGGUGGUUUGAUGGUUUGUGAUCAUCCAUCUUCCUCUUGAUUAUAUUCCAGAGCUUUACAAUAAUAACUCAUAAUUUUUAAGUGGUCUCUUAAUUUUUUCAGGUUUUUAAAAAGAUUUUGGGUUUAAAACAGGCCAGCCACUAACUAUCUUUCCACUGUGCAACUUGAUUUAGGGCGUGUGUCUUUGCUAUCGUAACAAUGGUAAAAGUACACCUUGUGCAGCUCAAAACGCAAAGCUAAAGGCACAUACUAAUUCUGUUAGUGAAUCAUGGGUGUGGUUAAUUUUGGGCGUAAUGUGAAAUAAACCAAUUAGAGCGUCUCUUAUUCAUCAUGCCCUUUAAGAGUAGAUCAGGUGAGCUCUGACUUUGGUGGAUUGCUAUUGUAACGGUGCAGCUACCUGGACGUGUCCAACAAACUCUUCUCAGCAGAGGAAACUGAGCUGCUGGUUGACGCUGUGAAGGAGCUCCAGCAGCUCAUUUACGGGAACAGCAAUGUUAUUUUAUUUACUAUUCUGUUUAUUGUUGAUGUAAAAGUUGGGUUUGUGCUGCUGUGUGUUCAUGUGAUGCCAAGAUAGCGAUGAACGUCUGACUGUUGGCGUCUGUCUAGGUUGUAUUCAGUCAGUGGCGCUCCUGUGUUUUCUGUUACCAAGAUAAACGAGCAAAACUCCAGAAAUUUACCUGAACACACCUCAUUUCAUAACCAGAACACCACGCCCAUCAGUGUAGAUAUAUUCAGAAGCUCUGCUGCUGUUUAAACUAUGAGUCUUCAAUUUGAACUGUUUUUACAUCAAACCCGCUCUGAUUUUUUGGGUAUUUUGGGGAAACUUCUGUAUCUCCUAUGAUGAAGCUUUAUGUAUUAUUAUUUAUUAUGAUUAUUAUAAUUAUUAUAAUGGGCUUUGGGUUUGACACUAAUGAAGUAGGACUGGAUGCACUGUAUGUAUGUAAGUAAUAUACUGGUACUGUAUAUUGGGAAAGGGGUUCAGGUAUUAUAAAAAUAAUACAUAUUCUUACUCUUUCCGGCUGUAGAGCGAUAGAGUAAAGCUGCUAUAAUGUCAUUUUUAGUUUUGCGUCUUAAUGAAUUAUUCAGCAGAUCGUUCUGAACUCAAAAUCUGAUUGGUUAAAAGGUUUUAUCCAUGAUAAUUAAUAUACUGUAUAUCUGAUGACAUUCAUUUUUUAACUGUAUUGUUUAGACAGCUGCUGUUCACUUAAAAACAACAAUAAUCAAAAAUUCUAAAUCAGCCAUAACAUUAAAACCACUGAGUGGUUUAACACAGGGAAUAACACUGAUGCUCCAGAAGUUUUUUCUAUAUUAGGCAGCAAGUGAACAGUCAGUUCUUAUAUCUGCCUGUAUACCUACUGAUAUGCUAUAAUAAUAAUAAAACACAAAAUACACCCAAAUAUGAACUUUGAACCCUUUCACACCCUUUAUUCAUUAAAAUGAACAUCAUGUA